GCAGCUGGGGUGCUUGGAGUCGUCAUGGUGUUAGUGCUGGUGAUUCUUAUCCCAGUCUUAGUCAACUCUGCUGGAACUUCGGCGCACUAUGAGAUGCUCGGUACCUGCAGAAUGGUGUGCGACCCAUAUGGAACAAAGUCUCCGACAAGCACCGCCACAGCAGACACCGUUCGUGAUAACAGCCUCAUGCAGUCUUUACCAACUUUUAUACAAGGUCCAAAAGGAGAACCCGGACGCCCAGGGAAGGCGGGGCCCAGGGGCCCACCCGGUGAGCCCGGUCCUCCCGGGCCAGCCGGUCCACCUGGAGAGAAAGGAGAGCCGGGGAGACCAGGAUUGCCCGGACCACCUGGACCAAAUGCUGCGGCGGGGGCCAUCAGCGCCGCAACGUACAGCACCGUACCCAAAAUCGCCUUUUACGCUGGCCUUAAAAAGCAACAUGAAGGUUACGAGUUGCUGAAAUUCGACGACGUGGUCACAAAUCUUGGAAAUCACUACGAUCCAACAACGGGGAAAUUUACCUGCUCUAUACCAGGAAUAUACUUCUUUACAUAUCAUGUUUUGAUGCGCGGCGGAGACGGAACCAGUAUGUGGGCAGAUCUGUGCAAAAAUAACCAGGUUCGGGCCAGUGCCAUAGCCCAGGAUGCUGAUCAGAAUUAUGACUAUGCCAGCAACAGUGCAGUUCUGCAUCUGGAGCCUGGAGAUGAAGUCUACAUCAAACUGGAUGGAGGAAAAGCUCAUGGAGGCAACAACAACAAGUACAGCACUUUCUCUGGUUUCAUCAUCUAUGCUGACUAG
Messenger RNA from Chanos chanos (milkfish), 795 nucleotides. It is a transcript of the gene c1ql3a, whose product is annotated as complement component 1, q subcomponent-like 3a. Gene Ontology annotation, molecular function: protein binding. The transcript is spliced from 2 exons. Lineage: Eukaryota; Metazoa; Chordata; Actinopteri; Gonorynchiformes; Chanidae. Bases 25 to 795 code for a protein of 256 amino acids. The record is from RefSeq and is a predicted model, not a curated record.